Diaporthe amygdali is the source of this 1521-nucleotide messenger RNA. Its product is annotated as vacuolar transporter 6. The record is from RefSeq and is a predicted model, not a curated record. Bases 1 to 1521 code for a protein of 506 amino acids. Lineage: Eukaryota; Fungi; Ascomycota; Sordariomycetes; Diaporthales; Diaporthaceae. Gene Ontology annotation, molecular function: L-arginine transmembrane transporter activity; L-histidine transmembrane transporter activity; L-serine transmembrane transporter activity. Gene Ontology annotation, cellular component: fungal-type vacuole membrane. Gene Ontology annotation, biological process: amino acid transmembrane transport. The transcript is spliced from 3 exons.
AUGGCACGCAGACCAAAAAGAGGGCGCAGCCCCAAAGGAGGAGGCCAGGCCUCUAUGAUGAGCAGUAACAUCAACCUGCUAAACACGAUCGUCGGCGCCGGAACCCUGGCGAUGCCUCAUGCCAUGUCGCAAAUGGGAAUGCUGCUAGGAACCUUUAUAAUAGUGUGGUCGGGGAUUACCUCUGCAUUCGGACUCUACCUUCAAGCCCGGUGCGCCCGAUACCUCGAUAGAGGCAGCUCGUCCUUCUUUGCGCUCUCACAACUCACAUACCCAAAUGCUGCUGUCAUAUUUGACGCCGCAAUCGCCAUAAAAUGCUUUGGAGUCGCUGUUUCCUAUUUGAUCAUUAUUGGCGACUUGAUGCCAGGAGUCAUCAGGGGCUUUAAUGAAAACGCGGACCGGGUCCCUUUCCUGGUCGACCGGAACUUCUGGAUCACAGCAUUUAUGCUCAUUAUCAUACCUCUUAGUUUCUUGAGAAGACUGGAUUCACUCAAGUACACGAGCGUGAUUGCGCUCAUCUCCAUUGGAUACUUGAUUGUUCUAGUUGUCUACCACUUCGCCUCCGACUCGGUAGAAAACCGGGGCGAUGUCAGCUACAUCGCUUGGAAUGGCCCCGUAGCCUUUCUCAGCAGUUUACCCGUGGUAGUAUUUGCGUAUACUUGCCAUCAGAAUAUGUUCUCCGUCAUCAACGAGAUCAAGGAUAACACGCCCGCCAGCAUCGUCGGCGUCAUCUCGUCCAGCAUCGGGUCUGCAGCUAGCAUCUACGUCCUGGUCGCAAUUACCGGCUACUUGACGUUUGGCAACACUGUUCUCGGCAACAUCGUCAUGAUGUACCCUUCGUCCGUGGCCUCGACCAUCGGCAAAGCCGCCAUCGUCGUGCUGGUCAUGUUCAGUGUUCCACUUCAAGUCCACCCUUGCCGAGCUUCUCUCGACGCAGUGCUCAGGUGGCGACCCAACCGUGCCCAGCGCGGUCCAGACUCUCCUAGCAACCGCUCUCUUCUCCCUACGGGGUCGGGACCGACCGACAGCCACGGUGCGCCUGCUGUGGCCAUGUCCGAUAUGCGCUUCGCGCUUCUCACGACAGUCAUAAUAGUGCUGGCUUAUAUCACCUCCCUCACCGUGAGCCAGCUGGACCGUGUGCUGGCCUAUGUCGGCGCUACAGGGUCUACUUCCAUCAGCUUCAUUCUCCCAGGAUUGUUCUACUACAAGAUCAGCGACCCGGAUAGUAUCCAUCACCAGAGGCUCACAAAGGAAGACGAUGACGUGGAUGCAAACGACAGUGACGAUACAGAUAUUGGAUUCGAGCCGAGCGGCUCGGGUAUCUUAGAGGCUGCUGGAAGUAUCCGUUCUGGCAUCAGUGCCGGCUACGGCGGUUUGUGGAGGAUGCGCAAGAGGUGGAGGUGGGACAUGGAGCACAUCGAGCAUGGCCUGUUGAGGAGGCUGGCGCUGUGCCUGGCCAUCUACGGCAUGUGCGUCAUGGUGGUCUGCCUGGUGCUGAAUACCUUCUUUACCGUGGCACAUUAG